This is a messenger RNA of Pistacia vera, 2177 nucleotides long. Its product is annotated as probably inactive receptor-like protein kinase At2g46850. The transcript is spliced from 3 exons. Lineage: Eukaryota; Viridiplantae; Streptophyta; Magnoliopsida; Sapindales; Anacardiaceae. Gene Ontology annotation, molecular function: protein kinase activity; polysaccharide binding; ATP binding. The record is from RefSeq and is a predicted model, not a curated record. Gene Ontology annotation, biological process: protein phosphorylation.
AUGUUAUCCCUGUAUUUAACUUCCUUUAUUCUCUUCUCACUUCUUCAUCAAUCAACUAUCUCCUUUUCACUUCAAGAAUCUCCACGGCAAUGUCAACAAAUACAAUUCAAUGAGAAAUGUGGUAGCUUCAAUAUCUCUUUUCCAUUUCACUUAAAUAACUCUUCUUCAGUUUCUACUGCUUUUAAACUAUCUUGCUUGAAUUCAACUACCCUAUACCUCAACAUCGACACUCAAAGAUAUCGAGUGCUUGAAUUCUUCACUGAUGGAGUGCUAGUUGACUUUCCAGAGAUCACUUCUUGUCGACAGUAUAAUGAUUUAAAUUCUUUUGGUUUCGGAAGAAAUGAAUACUUUGGUGUCUCGGUUGACAAUGUUAUUGGUUUAUAUGAUUGUGAAGAUUCUUCUUUGUGUAAAGCGGGUUGUGAAACAAAUAACUUGCCUGGUUGUGAUGGAAACAGUAAAGGGUCACUUGCCUGUUGUUAUCCACUAUCUGAUCACAGUGUAUGGCACGUCGGAGAUGGCUUUUCUGUUUUUUCCAAGUUUGGGUGCAGGGGGUUUUCGUCUUGGGUUGUUUCACGUGGAACUAAUACUGGGAAGCGUGGCGUAAAAUUAGAGUGGGCUAUUCCUAGAAACAAAUCCGAAGGAGUUUGUGCUAGCAAUGCAAUUAUAGUUAAUGCCACAGCAGUUGAAGCAGGUGUCAGGUGCUUCUGUCAGGAUGGUUUUGAAGGAGAUGGAUUUGCUAAUGGAAUUGGAUGCAUAAAAUCCUGCAUCAAGGAUGGACGGGAAGCAUAAGGCAAGGAUUGUUUCGCCAAAAGAAAAAGUGAAAAAGAAGUUGUAAUUGUAGCUGGUGUUCUUGCUCCAGCCUUCAUCAUUGCUUCCUUAUUCGCUCUCUUUUGUCUACUGAAACGACCUGGUAAAGCCGGUGCAUUUGACCAUGAGCAGGGCCAUUUUCACAGUACAAUUUCAUUCCGUAAAGCUUGUAGGACUCAGUUGUUUACUUACCACGAGCUAGAUGAAGCAACCAAAGGAUUUAAAGACGGUCAAAAACUUGUAGAAAGCACAAAUGGUUCAAUUUAUGCUGGGGUCAUAGGGGAUGGUUCACAUGUAGCUGUACACAAGGUACGAUGUGAGAAUGAAAGAGACCUUAUACAAGUGUUGUCCCAGGUUGAGGUUUUGUCAGCAAUUUUGCACAGGAAUUUGGCCCGUCUCCUUGGAUGCUGCAUUGACUCUGAAUACAGCCCACUAGUAGUCUAUGAGUAUCCUGCAAAUGGUACCCUGGAGGAACAUUUGCGCCAAAGCAGUGAACACAAAACUGGCCUAGAUUGGUAUAAGAGGUUAAUCAUUGCUGCUGAAACAGCUAGUGUUCUUGCAUUCUUGCAGUAUGAGAUUUCUCCUCCCAUUUUCCACCAAUACCUCAAAUCCGGUUACGUCUUUCUAGAUGAAGAUUAUUCCGUUAAAAUAGCUGGGUUUGGAUUACUAAGCACCGGCCCUGAAAUUGGGUCUAAUUCAUGCAACAAUCAUGAAGGUUUGCCAAGUCAACAAAAUGAUGUUUAUGAUUUUGGUGUAUUACUUCUAGAGAUAAUUACAGGCUCCAAACAUGUGGACCAGCCAACUGUAGCAUUGCAAAAAAUAAGAAGUGGGAAGCUAGAAGAAAUUGUGGAUCCAACUCUUUACUAUCAUGAGCAACCGAUUUUUCGAAGAGAGCAGAUAGAGAUAGUUGCAGACCUUGCAACUAGGUGUUUGUUAUUUGGUAGAGAUGGCAAAAUUGGUAUGAUUGAUGUUGCCAAGGAGCUUAUACACGUAACAAAAGAGAGCAUUGAUGGCGGUAGUAAGAGGGGACCUGCAUUGGAAGAAACAUUUUCGAAUUCAAGUCUGCUGCAGAUGAUAUCAAUGUCUCCAGACUCUAUAUAUGUGCCUUGAAUUGCCGUUCUAGAUAUCAGCAACAAAGUGACUAGUCCAUUUCACUUUCCUCAAACUUAUUGCAGUGUCUGUGGUGUCGGCUAACAUUUAUGUGAAAAAUUGUCGCAUGGAGUGGAUUAGCAACUUGUAUUGAGUUAUGUGCUGCAGCUAGUUCUAUGUGGUGGAGAUAAAUUAUUGUGAGGUUAUGCAUACUACAAGCAAGCUGUAGUUGUAUUGUAUGUAUAGAAUAUGGAUACUUGUUAUUUUAUUUCUAUAUCUUU